Molecule: messenger RNA, 1065 nt
Organism: Pecten maximus
Lineage: Eukaryota; Metazoa; Mollusca; Bivalvia; Pectinida; Pectinidae
Exons: 3
Coding region: 106-831 (241 amino acids)
Source: RefSeq, a predicted model, not a curated record
GGAUUAGUGAGAGUUUUGAUGUAUUGCAGUAGUGAUCCAACUUAGGUUUAGUGUUAGAGACCUGUCCUACUGAAGUUUUACAGGUGUACACGUGAAAACUGGCCUAUGGAGAAUGUCAUGCUGUAUGCUGUUUUACUUUCAAAUUUUAUUCAUGGCGUCAUUGGUGGAGAGUAUUGUGAGGUUUCGUCACAGAGUUUGACCGUUUCCCAAUACUGUGAAGUUGGCGGGUGCUGUAUCCCUAACAACGUACAGAAACUGGCUAAAGACUCCGAACUGUGCUGCAUCAAUUUUCUCAUCGUCAUUCUCAUCUGUAUAUUUGUUGGCCUCCCGAUCUUAAUCCUCACCGGCAUCUGUCUUGCCAUCGUUGUCAAACGAUGUGUAAAAAACCGGAAGCAGACGUCGCUUACAUCAUUAAACGGAACUGCGAACAGUCUACCUCAGUACCAGCCAAAACCACCUGACUACACGGCUAGUCCAGUAACAAGGACAGGCCCAGUCUAUUCCCCACACAGAGUCUGGCAGUCACGCCCGUCACUGGUACUUCCCGGAGCUAUUAGUCAAACAGUGACGUCACAACACGCGCAGCUAGUUCCAUCAGGUUCACGUGAUAACACAGACCAAUCAGACUUCCCUACGUCACCACCUCCGCCAUAUUCCUCGCGUGCUAGUGGACGUGUAUCAGCACUAGAAGCGCCAGUGUCGUCUGUGUCUUCAGUAACCCUAGACACAACAGACUUGUGCCGAAAUGGAUCGUCGUCUCCCAUAGCAAUGGUUGAUAUGAUAGAAACCGAAUGCGAGGCACCGGGUGAUAAUGAUCUAGCGUUCAUUUAGCUCUUAUAUUUAUACCGUAAAAUUAUAAUAUAAUCCUAUCACAUUUUGCGCCUCUCUUACUCACAAUACUAUGCUUAUGGGAAAUUAGGCAAACUUCGUUGCUAUGGGGAAUGUUCUUUCCCACUACAUUACCGCCUCAAAGAUAACUAUUGCUGUCUAUUUUUACCAUACUCAAUUGCUGCAUGAGCCGCAGGAAAGUCAACUGAUUGCGGUAAAUAAAAGAUUAUUAUGAUA